AUGGCACCACACCCGACGCUCAAGACGACCUUCGCGGCCAGGAGCGAGACGGCGACGCACCCGCUGACGGCGUACCUGUUCAAGCUGAUGGACCUCAAGGCGUCCAACCUCUGCCUGAGCGCCGACGUGCCGACAGCGCGCGAGCUGCUGUACCUGGCCGACAAGAUUGGCCCGUCGAUUGUCGUGCUCAAGACGCACUACGACAUGGUCUCGGGCUGGGACUUCCACCCGGAGACGGGCACGGGCGCGCAGCUGGCGUCGCUGGCGCGCAAGCACGGCUUCCUCAUCUUCGAGGACCGCAAGUUUGGCGACAUUGGCCACACCGUCGAGCUGCAGUACACGGGCGGGUCGGCGCGCAUCAUCGACUGGGCGCACAUUGUCAACGUCAACAUGGUGCCCGGCAAGGCGUCGGUGGCCUCGCUGGCCCAGGGCGCCAAGCGCUGGCUCGAGCGCUACCCCUGCGAGGUCAAGACGUCCGUCACCGUCGGCACGCCCACCAUGGACUCCUUUGACGAUGCCGCCGACGCCAAGGACGCUGAGCCUGCCGCUGUGAAUGGCCUGGGCUCCAUUGGGGUCUUGGAGAAGCCCAUCUACUCGAACCGGUCCGGCGACGGCCGCAAGGGGAGCAUCGUCUCCAUCACCACCGUCACCCAGCAGUACGAGUCCGUCUCCUCGCCCCGGUUAACAAAGGCCAUCGCCGAGGGCGACGAGUCGCUGUUCCCGGGCAUCGAGGAGGCGCCGCUCAACCGCGGCCUCCUGAUUCUCGCCCAGAUGUCCAGCCAGGGCAACUUUAUGAACAAGGAGUACACCCAGGCCUGCGUCGAGGCCGCCCGGGAGCACAAGGACUUUGUCAUGGGCUUCAUCUCGCAGGAGACGCUCAACACCGAGCCCGACGAUGCCUUUAUCCACAUGACGCCCGGCUGCCAGCUGCCCCCCGACGACGAGGACCAGCAGACCAACGGAUCGGUCGGAGGGGAUGGUCAGGGCCAGCAGUACAACACGCCGCAUAAGCUGAUUGGCAUCGCCGGCAGCGACAUUGCCAUUGUGGGCAGAGGCAUCCUCAAGGCGUCAGACCCCGUGGAGGAGGCAGAGCGGUAUCGAUCGGCGGCGUGGAAGGCCUACACCGAGAGGCUACUGCGAUAG
This is a messenger RNA of Trichoderma citrinoviride, 1143 nucleotides long. Its product is annotated as Orotidine 5'-phosphate decarboxylase. Gene Ontology annotation, cellular component: cytosol. The transcript has a single exon. Gene Ontology annotation, biological process: 'de novo' UMP biosynthetic process; 'de novo' pyrimidine nucleobase biosynthetic process. The coding region runs from base 1 to 1143 and encodes 380 amino acids. NCBI's taxonomy places the organism in Eukaryota, Fungi, Ascomycota, Sordariomycetes, Hypocreales, Hypocreaceae. The record is from RefSeq and is a predicted model, not a curated record. Gene Ontology annotation, molecular function: orotidine-5'-phosphate decarboxylase activity.